AACGUGGCUCUCUACGCCGAUGUCAACGGGAAGCAGUUCCCCGUCACCCGGGGGCAGGACGUGGGGCGCUAUCAGGUCUCCUGGAGCCUGGAGCACCGCAGCGCCCAGUCGGGCACCUACGAGGUGAAAUUCUUCGAUGAGGAGUCGUACAGCGCCCUGCGCAAGGCUCAGCGCAAUAACGAGGACGUCUCCCGCAUCCGGCCCCUCUUCACCGUCAACGUGGACCAUCGGGUGAGCAUCGUGCACAUCGCGCAGGACGCGCGGGUGAGCAUGGGGCAGGACGGGUUCCUCUAUUUCGCCAACGCGCUGGUGGGCGACAGCCACCCCGACUACAUCUGCCACGCCCACUACCUUGGGCCCCGCACCAUCAUCCAGAAGGAGCCCCUCGACCUCCGCGUCGCCCCCAAGGUGCCGGGGGCCGGCCGGCGGGCGGGGCGGGACGGGGCGCUGGUGCUGUCCCGCCUGGAGCCCAACGACACGCUGGUGGCCCAGUGUGAGGCCCACAACCACCACGGGCGCCUGUUGGCCAACGCCUUCAUCUACGUUGUGG
This is a messenger RNA of Nipponia nippon (crested ibis), 550 nucleotides long. The record is from RefSeq and is a predicted model, not a curated record. Lineage: Eukaryota; Metazoa; Chordata; Aves; Pelecaniformes; Threskiornithidae.